Messenger RNA from Rotaria sp. Silwood2, 453 nucleotides. NCBI's taxonomy places the organism in Eukaryota, Metazoa, Rotifera, Eurotatoria, Philodinida, Philodinidae. The record is from the annotation of a GenBank genome assembly.
AUGGAUCAUAUUAACAGUUUUUCUAUUUAUAAUUUCAUACAUAUAGGUGCUGAUCUUACUCAGUUGACAAAUUUUCUUGAUGGUACACUCAGUCAUAUUCGUUCAAGUGAUUCAGCAUCGACUCCAACAUCAAUAACGAAUUGUUCAGAAUGUCGUCAAUUAAAAAGUGCACUUGUAUUAGAAUUAACAGGCAAAGAACGUUUUCGAUUUGGUUAUGAACAACUUUCAUCAAUGAUUAAAGAAGCAUCGCCUAUACUUCGACGACAAAAACAAGAUUAUGAAGCAUCUUUUGAAGUUAUUGCUAAAUUAACAAGUGAAUUAAAUGAAGCAAGAAAAGAAUUAUCAGAAUUACAUCAAUUAUCAGGUGAAAGUAUUGAAAAUUAUCGUUAUAUACAACGUGAAAAUCAAUUUUUAAUUAACGAUAAUAAAUCAUUGGCGACAAAGGUUAGAUAA